This is a messenger RNA of Boleophthalmus pectinirostris (great blue-spotted mudskipper), 6739 nucleotides long. RefSeq names its product DENN/MADD domain containing 1A. Gene Ontology annotation, biological process: cell-cell junction organization. The transcript is spliced from 14 exons. The record is from RefSeq and is a predicted model, not a curated record. The coding region runs from base 1 to 5031 and encodes 1676 amino acids. NCBI's taxonomy places the organism in Eukaryota, Metazoa, Chordata, Actinopteri, Gobiiformes, Gobiidae. Gene Ontology annotation, cellular component: plasma membrane; apical junction complex.
AUGACACGCACAGACCCACCUGACAUACUGGUAUCAACUGUGCAUCAAGACAUAAAAGUAAUUCCUAUUUCUUCACACUUCAAGUCUUUGCAGCCUUUCACACAAUGUGAUGCUAUAAAUGUCAACACACUGGAGGACAGUAUAAGUACAGUCAAUAAGAGGCACUGCCUCACUUUUGACUCCAGGUCAUUAGAAUACCCCAAAUCCCACAAGUACGCAAUGGAGUCUCCAUUCAGAAAGACAGAUAGGCAUGCAGCCAACCCAGACGUGGCCUGGAAUGCCUUGGGCCGGCAGCAGAGGUACCGCUUUUCAGCACCAGAUAUUUUCAGCCAUAGGCUCACUCCUCAGCCAAUGGGAGCGGACAUUUCCACUGAAGUAGUUUCUGAGCAAAAAAAAAGGACUAGAUCAAAAAGUGCCCCUCGCGUCCAAACACACUUCACUCCAGUGUCUUUUGAAAGGACUCCGUCUUCAGGGAGAAAAGGGAGGGAGUCACACAGGACUCCUCGGGAAGCCCGAUGGAGACCCGAAGUAUCGCCACGUAGAGACUCGUCUCAUGCUGCUACUAGGGCUCACGUGCAUGAAAUGCACCCUCUUAAGCUACAGCCUCAAAUGGCUGACAGCGCUCGAUAUUCUCCACAUUAUGGUGCUGAUAAUUUGGAUGACAGAGGGAGUGAAAAACCUGCCACUAGCCCUCAUGUCAGGUGUCGCAUGGACAUCAAACCUGACAAUGGUGCUGUUCAGCAUUCAAAACAUAAACAGGCUUCCCCCAACAUGGACAUCCCGUGGCAGAGGCAUCACAGCAGUGGCACCAGGAGCUUGACUGUGCCUCGACAUUUCUCCUACUCCCGAACACCAACACCAACAGACUCUGACAGCAGACAUGCCUAUCAAUACUCACGUAGCAUGCCAAACAGUUAUCUACAACCAGUGGAGGUUUCUGUGCAGAGAAUGCCUUCUUCAACUGAAUAUUAUGGCAGAGAACGAAGAGCUCAUUCCAGUCCUAAUGUGCCAACCAGAUUUUUUUAUGCAGAUGACACUAACAGAUAUGUCACUACUGCUCCACCUCAGCCAAGCUCUUACUACCAUGAUGAACGCUACUCUCCAGGUCGCUCAUACUCACACUCUCCUAAAGUACAAUAUGUUCAAGAUCCAAGGACACGAUUGGUGCAUGCAGUAUCCACAAAGCCCUAUUACCCAGAGAUGGAGUCAUACCCAUACUCUGGUUAUCCUAAACCGUAUGGGACCAAUGAGCCUGGGCCAUACAUCAUUCAAACACCUCCUGCAAGAAUAAUCUAUGGGGAUGAUCCAAGAUCUUAUCAAAUACAAACAGCCCCACCAAGGUUCUAUUAUCCAACAGAGAUGUAUGCUAUGGCUCCAGAGCACCACAUCCCAUCCAGAGCCUAUUACACGGAGGGACGCAGACAUGCCAGAGUAAUACAGGCUCAAGCUGAUGAAUGGUAUGGCUCAGACGCAUCCGGAUAUUCCACUAACCCUGCUUCUUAUGUGUCACAAGUUACUCCAACCAGAGUCCAACAAGAGCCAGCCUUAUCAUCAUGGUAUACUAAUCCAUGUGUGGAGCCCCCAAGAAUUGGUACAGAGGCCAAAUCCUACUCUAGAUCUUGGGACAACAUCCUUAACUCUCGUGUUGAGCGGGAACAGCCUGUUCAUCGUGGACAGAGCUUUGAUGAUCUUCUUGAGUCCAGGAAGCACCCUACAGAAACAGAUGACAAGCCACAACCAGUGGUGGUAAAUCUCUCUAGUUCACCAAGACGCUAUGCUGCUCUGUCCAUGUCUGAUAAUUCGCUGGUUGACAAAAGCCCAACAGAGGCUUCAAAGAGCCCCACCAGUAAACUCUGGUUUGUAACACCAGAAAUAACAAUAACGGACAACGAUAUACGACCGGGAAACCUCACCAAGGCAGAUGGGAGGUCUGCUAGUUGGGACAUUCUUGACUCUAGAAGCACAGAUGGCCCAGAGCACUCUCAGCAUGGGUUUGAAGGACCAACCAAAGAAAAAACACAUGACAAUGCCUCACUACAGCAGAGCCUUGAGCAGCUCGAUGAGCUUCUAGCAGAUCUUGUGACUGACUACAAACCCCCAAGCCGAAGGACCAGUGAGGACAUUCUAGAUCAGCUGAAGAAGUUAAUCGACGAAGAGGAGGCAGUGUCUCUUUGUAGAAAAACCCCAAAGGUGUGUGUGGAGGAGCCCCCUCCUCUAGACAAACAGCCCACUUCCAUAAGGAUGACCUCAGACUUUAGGGACAUGGAUGGAGCAAGUGAUGCCAUGAAGAGUGCAGAUGAAUGCUCCCCAGAUCAAAGUCCCGAUGAGGAUGAUACCAUGAUGUGCUCCAACAACAAAUGUCGAAGAACUGAGACUUUAUUUAAUGCAUGCUUGUACUUUAAAUCCUGCCACAGCUGCUACACUUAUUACUGUUCCAGAAACUGUCGCCGAGAGGACUGGGACUUACAUAAGGAGAGUUGCUUAUAUGGCAGAAUUGGUAGCACAUGCCGCCACAUCAUCAAACACUGCCGGGAGACUGUUGAUGUCCACAAAGCCUUCUCUCGUAUCGCUAAAGUUGGCUAUCUUUCCCGAGGCAGAGGAGUGCUGUUCCUGGGCUUCCCAAACCCGGCCUCCUCUAGUAACUUUUUACAAUAUGGACUGGAUAGUUUACAUAUGUCCCCCACGUACCUUUCCCUUCGAGAACUUGAGAGUUUCAAAGACAACCUUGGUGAAUACUGCAAAGAGCUACAAGAAGCAGGGAGAGAGUAUGACCCCAAUGAAUGUUUCAUUUUGAAUGUAUCUAUUGCUGUAGGAGAUCAGCUGCCUGAUGGUCCAUCGCCAAGGAACCAAUCAGCCGCCAUGUUGUAUCCAAUGCACUGGCAACAUGUUUACAUUCCUGUUCUGCCUCAACAUCUGUUAGACUACUGCUGUGCCCCAAUGCCUUACCUAAUUGGAGUGCAUUCCAGCUUAAUGGAGAAAGUUCGGGGAAUGUCUCUUGAUGAUGUGGUGAUCCUCAAUGUGGACACUAACACACUGGAAACUCCUUAUGAAGACCUCCAGAGCCUCCCUAAUGAUGUGGUUUCCUCUCUAAAAAGUCGACUGAGAAAAGUAUCAACAACAACAGGUGAUGGUGUGGCACGGGCCUUUUUGAAGAGCCAGGCUGCUCUAUUUGGCAGCUACCGAAAUGCCCUGCAGAUUGAGCCGGGCGAGCCAAUCACCUUUAAUGAAGAAACAUUUAUCAACCAUCGGUCAAGUGCAAUGAGGCAGUUUCUUCAAAAUGCGAUUCAGUUGCAACUAUUCAAACAGUUUAUUGAUGGCCGUUUGGACCUUUUAAACUCAGGAGAAGGCUUUAAUGACAUUUUUGAAGAGGAGAUCAACAUGGGAGAAUAUGCAGGAAGUGACAAGACCUACCACCAAUGGUUGUUUACUGUUAAGAAAGGCGGUGGUGCAAUCAUUAACACAGUGAGGACUAAAGCAAACCCAGCUAUGAAAACUGUCUAUAAAUUUGCUAAAGAUCAUGCCAAAAUGGGUAUCAAGGAGGUGAAGAGCCGACUGAAACAAAAGGAACAGGCAGAAAACGGCUUCCCCACAGCUGGAUCAGUGGUUAUAGACAAUGAGAGCACUUCUGAGGUAACAUCUGCCCGAGCUAUCAGGAGAGAGGGGCCACUGCACACCUGGGAUGACCGCAGACCAAUCACUAUGCACUUUGGACAGAAUCGACCACCAAUGUUGUUAAAAAGACCAAGCAGUAAUGUGAGUUUGGAGGCUGCGGUGGAUCCACUAGCUCAGCCGUACCACUCGCUAAAAGAAGUGGAGUUAUUAGAAGGUGAUGAUAAUGGCCCAGAGCGACAUACUGCUCCUUCAAGUCCUGUUAAUGAAAAGUUCUCCAAUAUCAACCUGUUGGGGGAUAUUUUUGGUUGCCAAGAUGAACCUGACAGCCAACCUAUUACUCUGGCUAAAAGUCUGGAGGAUUUGAGGACGCCCAAAGAAACUGACGAUGUGCAAUCUAAGUUCACAUAUCAGCGUAUGGACCUGAGCAUUGGUGAACAUUCACGGACACUUCCGGGGCUAAAACUGUCCAACCCGUAUAACAAGCUUUGGAGCAUGGGGCAGGAUGAUGCUGCUUUGCCCAUCUGUGUGCCUCCCCCUUGUGACAGACCACCUUCAGUUACCCUCGCUGAAGCUCCCUCUCCAAGUCGUGAAAUCCUCACCCUAGGCCAGGACAUUCCAGACCUCACUAACACCAGCAACAUCACCAUUCCCCGGCCUCAAGGGAGGAAGACACCGGAGCUGGGAGCUGUGUUGGCUCCUCCAGUGGCUCAAGUCAAGUCCAAACCAGCUGAGGGAAGGACUACACCCGGAGGACAGGAGUUCAGACAAGCCCUGAGCCGGACAUCAGAUGUGGACUUUCUGAAGCCCUCAAAGACCGGAGAGGGCAGCUUGGAUCUGAUCAGCCUUUUGGACCCUCUCAACAGUUCAUCAGUGAAUGACAAGACCGAACACAGCACCCUCUCAUCAAAUAAACCAAUGCUCCCACCCCGACCUUACCCAACAGGGCUGCCCCCUUUUCCAGUGCAGCCUCAAAUAUCACUCAACCCAUUUGCCUCAUCUCUUCCACAAACCCCUCCUCAAAUACACUAUUCUCCCAUAGCCAGUGGUAACCCCUUUACUGCAGUCUACAGGCCCCCACCUCUGGGCCCCUGUCUACACGCUCCACAGACACUGCCUGGUCUGUACAGGCAGCCUUCACCAGGGGGCUCCACUGUGUCCCCCAAUUAUGGACUCGUGCACACAGCCUUCCUUCCAUCUGCCUCCACCCUGCCACAGUCCUCCAGUAACCACUCUCUGUCCAAUUUGGCAGACUGUAUGACUGACCCACUCCAGAGCAGACUGACAAAAACACUUCAGACUGAGGCAGAAACCAGAAAGAGUCAGGAUCCUUUUGGGGACCUGCUCAGUAUGGUUCAACCCACUGCUACUCCAAAAAUGAAGGUAGAGGACCUAAGGAGGAAGUGGGAAACAUUUGACUGACUUAACUGUGUGUGUGCACUGAGUGUGGCCACGUAACCAGAUGAUUCCUCUGUUAAUAAUACAUGUAGAGUGCCUUCAACAUUUGUUGGUAGAAAAUAACUAUUGCAUAUUAUAAUUUUUCCUCGGUUAAAAUGCUUUGAAGCGUAAUUCUUAAAACCCAACACAGAAUGAAACCUGUAACAGAAAGCGUUGGAGGAGUCCUGUUGCAUGUAGCACUGAAACUAUUAAGUACUUCCAAACAAUGUGACACAGCAUUCUCUUUGUAGUCCUUUACAUCUCUUCAUUCUUAUACUUAGUUUUGCCUCUUUACAGAUUGUCAAACUUUCUGAUACUUCUGCUCCAAAAUAUCUUACUAUUCUUAAUCUGACUGUACUAAAGAUUUUAGAAGGUUAAAAUUACAGAGCAGUUUACAAAAAUGGUUCUACAGAUCACAAUCAACUAAAACAAUACUUAUAUUUGUUAAUUGAUUGAACCACUUUGUGAAUCCUUGUUCAUCCUUUGUUUUUAAUCAAAAUACAGAUUUACGUAUGAGGAAUAAUCUGGUUACAGCCCACCCGGACUGUCCACACUCUGCAGCUGACCAAAGGCUAAUAGGUUUGAACUGAUGUGAUGAGGACUGGUCAUUCAGCCACAGCAACCUCUAUAAGACUCCUGGUUCAUUUGUGUGUUUUGCUUUCUACUCUUAAACAAACUUGUUCUUGUUUUUAAUAUAUCCAGAUGCCAACUAUCCAUGGCCCAUUGCCUCUUGCUUACAGUUGAAAAAUCAUUUGCACUAUUUGUAGUGGUGUGGUUAUGUGUAAUGCACCACGUUAGAGUAGAUACAAUAUUAGUAAUUUAGUACUCAAUUUGUCUUGCUUAAAUACCUAAUAUCUGUAUACCUUUGUAAUAAACCAAAUUUACAACGGGCAAGUUUGUAACAAGUCCUCUAUUACAACAACUCUUUGCAUUGUGGUAUGUAGCUACAUAGUGUGGUGCAUUUCAGUUGCGCUUAGUCUAUCCUUGACAAGUUUGACAAGCUUCAUGCACACAGGUCUUUGUUGGGCCUUUUAUGAAGGAUUUAUCUGUGAGUUUGUUUUGCUUUCUGUUUUUCUAUAAAGCACUGGAAAAUAUUAUUAUAUGAUCUCACUGUCCCUGAAUCAAUAUCAGACCUGUCAGUUUGAUGAAAGUCUUGUUUGCUGACUAUUUUGUGAAAGCAUUAUUACUCCUUUGCACUGCUUCUUUUUGUCUUUGUUUUGUUACAAUUGCCAAAUACUACUGCACAUAUCUGUUAUUGUUACGAUACAUGGAAUAUUAAAUGAUCCCAAGAUUUACUCUUGUAAAGUAGGUUGACAUAGACUGAUUCACUAAAAUCUGUACUUAUAAUACAUGUAAGGCCGAAGUAGAACAAUAUCAAUAAUUAACUAUAUGACAGGUUAAAAUAUUGUUACAUCUGUGCAAUUUAAAAUAUGUAGUGCUGCCCACUAAUCUAAUUUCUUUCUGCAGAAUAGAAAGCAUUUUGUUUUUAUCUGAUUUUAUCCAUUGCAUCCUAGUACUUGGACUUGACAGUACAUUCAUAUGUUGCUGGUUAUCACCACAUGUAUAUUGUGAUAAUUAAGAUAAUUUGUUCUUAAUUGUUAUAAUUAUUUAUCUGUCUUCAUUCUUUGUUGUUGUGAAUACUUUUUACAUUUUGCUUACAGUUAUGAUUAAAUUUUGUGUGCCCAAGCAGCUA